Molecule: messenger RNA, 1615 nt
Organism: Microdochium trichocladiopsis
Lineage: Eukaryota; Fungi; Ascomycota; Sordariomycetes; Xylariales; Microdochiaceae
Exons: 1
Coding region: 415-1494 (359 amino acids)
Source: RefSeq, a predicted model, not a curated record
AUUCCUUUGUGCCGUGCCAUUGCCCUGCGUUCUACCGAGCAUCAAGGCGUGAACCCACCUGAAUCCCCGGCCAAAGGGUCUUUUUGAUGGGACUCCCGCAGGCAAUUUAACAUUCUCGAAUUCCCAGCCGAGCGGACCCUUUGUAGCAACAGAUACAUUGUUGCUUGCAGAAGUUCCAUUUUCCACUUUACACGCUUCUUCAAGCUGUCCCUUCUUCGACCUCUAGGCAUAGAACAGCCAGUCACGACAUUUUUACAUCGACGAGGUCGUUUUUUCUUUCUCUUACACGUGGUGCGAAGGGUCAACUUCAAGCAACAUCGCGCAACGACUGAGGAUACCUUCGCACAUUGACGACUCGGCAUCCUUGACAAGUCGGCAGCGACUUUUAUACGGCUGUGAAGCCUUUCCGUGUGCAUGGCCACGCUAUCAUCCAGGAUGGCGGCCUUUCAGUCACUUGAUGAAUCGGUUCAUCGGCCUGGACCUGCGGACGGCUUUGCGCGCCAUUCCGUGCUUGCACCGCGGCGCGAAAUGCUUCGCAACUUCUCCUACCCGACCCGAGCUGUGAAGCCCGCUUCGCGGUUGUCGACAGCACAAACACCCAGAACUCCAUGGCAAUCACUUGACGAGAAAUCCCCGUCACGAGGCACGAACGACAAAAAAGAACCAGCAUCGUUGAAACCAGAGUAUUUGGCGUACUUGUCGCUUCUCGAACCCGAAUCAUCACCCGAGGACGAUGAGGAACCACGCAACAGUGUGAUUUGCGAGAAAUGUUCAAAGAAGCUCGAUCCUGUCGAUGAGAAGUCGCUGGAUGAUCAAGAUGGUGAGGCUGAGAUCCAUGCCAUGACUACGGUGGAGACCACCAUCGAGGCUUCACCACAGCCACAUCGUCCUAAACCCGUCGACGUCGAAGCCUGCAGGAACCAGGAGGCCACCUUGGACGUUGGCUCGCCCUCCAGCCCAGAGAGGAGCCCGGUCUCGCCUGCUUUCCUACAGCGCGGGUUUUCAAGGCGACGGAAGUCAACGACCCAGAGCCAGUACAGUUCAGACAGGAGCUCGGUGGAUGGAGGCAGCGUACACACAAUGCAGACGGCGAAGCUGAGCAAGAGAAGCUCGCGGGAGGCCAAGAGCGGCUGGCUCUCGCAGAUCAAGGAGUGGACGAGCGUAGCCGAGCCGUCGAGCCAGGCCAUCAAGCAGCACAAGGUCGAGACAUUUGGCAAGGCGGGCAUCGCGCCGAAUGACCCCCGCGCGAGAGCGAAGCUGAAUCUUCCGACGGCCACCCUGCCUCCCGAGGCGAUCAAACCUGCGGGCCGCCCACUGAAGCCGGACGAAAUCAUGAGGCGGCAGGCUGGGGAGCGCAAGAAGCAGGAACGGGAGGAGCGGUGGUCAAUGUCUUCGUCGGCCGGCCGGCUAUCUCAUGCUUCGCGAUCCAGCAUGAGCGGGCACUCGUCCAGCAGCAGCUUGGGGCGCACAUGCCACAGCAAGGCAGAAUCCUAAAACGCGAAGCAGGCAGGCAUUGGCGUGGUGAUGCGUUGAGCAUGUAUGUUACAACAGUCGUUUUGUGGUGGGGUUUAUUUUUUUCAUCGCCCGCAUUUUAGGAUAAAUAAUAACCGGAGAU